Messenger RNA from Physcomitrium patens, 2284 nucleotides. The record is from RefSeq and is a predicted model, not a curated record. Lineage: Eukaryota; Viridiplantae; Streptophyta; Bryopsida; Funariales; Funariaceae.
CGAGAGUGUUGCACCCUUUGAGCAUUGCACCCUUUGGGUCCUCAAAGGACAGGAAUUGCUCUAAAACCUCCAUCUCCACCACAUCGAUCUCGCGGCUUCCUGCCUUUCCUCCUCCCCUUCUUCAUCCACCGGAGCUCCUCCAACACUCACAAAUCCAUUACUCUUGACGAAUAGGAGCAGGAGCAGCAGCAGCAACAGCAGCUCGUUUCAUAGCUGAACAAAGUCCUGGUGAACAGAACCUGUGUAGAACGAUGGCAAAACAAUGGAGUUGGCAAGAGUCCAUUGCUUUGGUGGAGGAGCACAUUGCUCUGAGAGCAAAAGGUUCUAAAGGCCAUACAGCAAGCGAGCACUGGAAUGAAGUAGCGAAGAGGCUACGUGAGAAGGGGUUCAAUCGAAGCCACGAGAGCUGCAACAGGAGAUGGUACAGGCUAGAGCAAUACAGGGUCCAGAUCAUCUCCUUCAACAUGCAGGAAGAUAAUCACAACAACUACUGGGACUUGACUAGAGAACAGAGGUUGGAGUGUCGCAGCAAAUGGCCCCAGCUUCCACUGGGAGAUGGAUUUGACAAGAAGAUCUUUGAUUGCUUAGAAAGUUUCUCUCAUCAGAAUGAGAAGAAAGAGUCUGUGUCUAAUCGUAUGAAUGUGUCUCCGACUAGUUUCGAGGACAAGGAAGUUGCAUGUACUGAGCUCAACGUGGAGCUCACCAGAGAAUCUGUUCCACUGCCAGCUCCACCGUCAGCUCCAAGUGUAUCGUCCACUUCAACUUCAGCGCCAUCGUCUCAUCCCUUGGUUGCUGUCGAUACCGUAAGUCCCUCUGCAGAAUCGAAGCCACAGGAAGAGUCUGAAAAGCAAGUCAAGACCUCGUGGCCUGUUCCAAGCGAGCAACAGCCAGUGUCUUCCCAAGAGACGUUUGAUGGGUUCAAGCUCCAAGCCCGAGAGCUUCGAAGAAGACGUGCUGCAGAGCUGCGGAGGAACAAUAGAACAGUGCCAUAUAAUAGUUCCCAUUCAACAUUCGUGAAGACUUCCCAGCCACCUCCACACCCAACUCCUGAAAAUUCCUCGCUCAUCACUGAACCAACUACCUUCGACUCAAUCAAAGUUGCCCCUCCUCCUGACUUCACAAAUAAAACCACUGAGAAUCCGAAUAAGAUUCCAUCUUCCAUGAAGCCGUGGUUUCCAUUCAAGAGACCCAACCCCUUUGCAAAUGCUUGCAAAAUGGACGACACCCAAAUGCCACAGAACUCACCUCAACAGCAACCAAUCGGCAGUCACUUGAACAAUUCCCUUUCUCAGAAUGCAAUACCCGGAGAGAAUUACGCUAAGAAACCACAUCACGCGGAUCAAGAUACUCACAAGCCGGUACUCCAAUCCGUAAACUCCCACUUGCCGUUACUGCACUCGGGGGACAGUCAAAUGAGCAAUUCCGGAAGUAAGGAGGAGCUAGUGCAGAUGAUUAUGGGUGUGCACCAAGGGUCGUUUCACAAUACCAAUAAUUGUGAGCAGCAAUUGCACAAGAACCUGGUUGUGGAGAGAGUUCCCUUGUUUCAUCGCGGCAUGAAUCCAGGCCACCAGGACAAUGUGGAACAGUGCUCCCCUGCGGUGAGCUUGCUGGGUCAGACUAUUGGGGGGCUUGGAGCACAGUUGGGCACUAUGGUGAAGCUGAUGCAGUCGAAGCACGCCGCAGAGCAGGAGUUUCGGGAUAAGAUGCUUCUGUUCAUGGAGUGCAUGGUGGUGUCGCUGCAUGGCAUGGCGCAGGCGAGCGCUCGACCUAACGUUUGAGUACAAAUCUAAAAAACCAGUAACAAACCAUGACAAUAUGAAUCAAAUCCCAUAAAUGUUAAAAGCCCGAUGAGGAUACCCACCAUCUUCCCUCUUUACCACACUUCAGUUCCUUGUGUAUGCAAUUAUGCUGCUCAUGCUCAUUGAUCCACGACGUCAUCGAAAGCAAUCGGUUUUCAGUAAUCUGGGAAGACGCUUAACUUUUCCACUUCACGAAUUGCCAAACCCUGAGUUGAAAUUAGACCCACGUACAAGAGACUCAAUCUGUACCAAAGAUUCUUGUGUCCACUGUGGUGAUUCUGAUGUCUCGGAAAGGCCCCAUUAUGCAGUGAGAUGAACCAUGACCCUCAUUUUGCAUUUUGAUCUGUUCAUUUACUGGCAGCGGUUCCGUCAGAUUUAGAAAGCUGGAUUAACACAACAAAGGACUCCGACGAAUUAUUGGAAUUUUGCAACGCAAGUCACCGCACCCGCCAGUGAGACUUGGACCAUGGGGUUGUAUUGGAAUC